Molecule: messenger RNA, 930 nt
Organism: Nakaseomyces glabratus
Lineage: Eukaryota; Fungi; Ascomycota; Saccharomycetes; Saccharomycetales; Saccharomycetaceae
Gene: CSM3
Product: Csm3p
Biological process (GO): replication fork processing; replication fork arrest; DNA replication checkpoint signaling
Cellular component (GO): nucleus; replication fork protection complex
Molecular function (GO): DNA binding
Source: RefSeq, a predicted model, not a curated record
AUGGAUGAAGAUGAUAUGCUAAUGCUAGGUGUUGGUGCUGAGCCAACACAACAUGCUGAAAUAGAAGACCCGCUGACCGGCGGAGUAGCGAGCGAUCCAACCAUGAUUAAUGAUGAUCCUACAGCAGUAAAUGCAAAAGUCAGGCGGCCGCAGGUGAAGUUAACAGCAGAAAGACUUCUGAGUCCCAAUGGCCUCCCGUAUGUUAUGAAACAUGCGCCCAAACGCGUACGUAUCUCAAAGUCAAGGUCCACUUAUAAAAAUCUGGAACAUAUUAUUCAGUUCUAUCAGCUGUGGGCUCACGAAUUAUUCCCUAAGGCUAAAUUUAAAGAUUUUGUAAGGCUUUGCAACAGUCUGGGAAAGACAGAUGCAGAUUUAAGGAACUAUAGAACGGAACUUUUUCGCGCUGAUAUGGAAAAUCAGUUUGGUGAUGGAUAUAGAAGUGACAAACAGAAUCCCGCUAAUAACAGUCAACCAGUAACUAGCACACAACUACCAAAUAAUGAUGCGAAUAGUAAUGAUGAGAAUAAUAAUGUAGAGAACGACACCAAUCAACUGAUAACGGGUGGCCAAGAAACAACAAGGCACUUAUUUGCUAGAGAUGAAGAAGAUGAUGAUGACAGUGAUUUAUAUAGAAGUGUUCCUCCUCCUUCUUCAAUAGCUCACGAAAGUGCUACUUCAAACACACAUGCUGUUCCAACAUCAGACACGACCCUACCUAUCUCUGAUAAUAAUCCUAAGGGGGUUACCAAUAGUGAUGGUACUGUUAUUGGCAUUUCAGAAGAAGACGAAUUGCUUGCUAUGGAAGAAGAACUCAAUAAUUAUGCAACACAAAAGAUUGAAGAGCUAGGUGACGAUAAGGAUACUGGGAUUGACCCAGGCGAAGAAGAAGAUGAGGAUGCCCUUGAUGCAAUGAAGGAACUAGGAUUUUAG